AUGUGGGCGCCUUUUGCGCUGACAAACGCAAGUCCCGGGGCCACCGUCCUGUUUGAAGAUAACGUGGUUGAAAUAGAACACGUUCUGGCUGACGCCACCGAUCUGUGGGUGCGUCCGGUGGAUCUGCCCGCGGUAAAUGGCUUUGAGCUGAAACCUGAAGGUGCCUGUUUUGAAGACAUCUGUGUGCCGGUGCAGCAGAAUCAGGACAGUUCCAUAUUCAUCAGACGGGCAGGCCAGGCCUGGUUCAGUGUCACUGAGCUGGCCGAUCGACUGCGUCAACCGUAUGUUGUCGAUUACGCCAGCGGCACCUGGAGCUUCGGCGCCAUACCCGCCAGUCGUCAGUACUUUACCCAGCAGGGCAUCGCCCCUGAUUUCAGUCUGCAGGACAUGCAGGGCAAUGCCGUGUCGCUGUCUGACUUCAAAGGCAAGAAGAUCAUGCUGCUCACCUGGGCGAGUUGGCAGAACGUUUUCGCAGAACUCGAACAGCAAGAUUUCAUCAUUAUCGCCGCGGCCCAGGACGUAGAGGGGAUUAAGGCGGCUGCGCCCUGGUAUACGGCCGCCAACGCCACCUUUGUGGCGCUGGCUGAUCCCACUCACCGUGUCAGCGCGCUGUACAACCUGGUCAAUGUGCCCUCCGCAGUCUGGAUAGACGAAACAGGUCAGGUGCGCCGUAUAGAUGAAGGCGCUUACGCCACGGUACACAAGAUGGGCGAUUUUGAGUUUGGUCGCGCCGACUAUGCACCCAUGGUGGCUGACUGGGUUGUACGCGGCGAAGACAGUGUCCAUGUGGCACAGUCCAUCGAAUUUGAGGCACAAAAGGAGAGCCCAGAUGCCGCCCGCGCCGUGCCUGCUUUCCGUUUGGGUGUUUACUUCAAACAGCAGGGUGACGAAGCGCGCGCUGACACCUACUGGCAGAUGGCCCAGACGCUGAACCCGGACAGUUGGAAUUAUCACCGUCAGGACUGGUCGUAUACGCCUGAGGAAGCUGGCGCUAACUGGCAGAAGAAAGUACAGAUGAAUCUCAAUGUGCGGGCAUUUGACAGUGCCGGUGGCGUUGGUGGGACGUGGUGGUACAACCGCUAUCCCGGUGCCCGGGUUGAUGCACCCAGCAGCCCGUUUUAUGCCUAUACUUUUUCGCAGGAACUUGUCGACAGUUGGGAGUGGCGUGAAACCCAGACGCCCCAGGCCUCGGUGCUGGCCUACCUGGAAAAUUUUGCUGAGCAGUUUGAUCUCAACAAGGACAUACAGUUUGAAACCUGGGUAACCGAUGCCCGCUACAACGAGAGUGAGCAGCGUUGGACCAUUACCACCGAUACCGGCGAAACGGCAUCGGCGCAGUUCUUAAUCUGCGCCGUCGGCGCGUUGUUUGUGGCCAACAAACCCGAUUAUCCAGGCAUUGAUGACUUUGCGGGCGAGUGCUAUCACACCGGUCGCUGGCCGCACGAGACAGUAUCUUUUGCCGGCAAGCGCGUGGGUGUCAUCGGCACCGGUUCUUCAGGCAUUCAGUCGAUUCCAGAAAUUGCCAAGGCGGCUGAACACGUCACGGUUUUCCAGCGCACGCCACAAUACUCAUUACCCGCACGUAACCGCGCCCUGAGUGAAGAGGAGUUGGCCCGUUCCCGCGAGGAUUGGGAGGACCUGCGCAAAUCGAUGUUUCACCGCGGAGGUUGGCCGCACAAGACGAUCCGCAGAAAUGCAUCAGACUACACACCACAGCAGCGCCAUGAAAUUUAUGAACAACUCUGGGAUGAGGGUGGCAUCAAUCUGGCGAUCAACAGUUUCAGCACGGUACUGACUGACAAAGACCUCAACGAUGAAGUGUCGGAGUUUGUGCGCGGCAAAAUUCGAGAGAUUGUGCAGGACCCUGCAACCGCGGAGAAGUUGAUGCCCGAUUACUAUUUUGGCACCAAACGUCUGAUUCUCGACAAUGGCUACUUUGAAACUUACAACCGGGACAAUGUCUCGCUGGUCGAUCUUCGCCAGGAUCCUAUUGAGUCGUUCACCGCUUCGAGCGUGAAAACCACGGAGGGUGAACACCCCAUCGACAUGCUGGUGCUUGCGACCGGUUUUGAUGCGGUUACCGGUUCCAUGUUAAACCUGAACCCGAAAGGUCGCGGUGGGGUGAGUCUCAAGGAGAAGUGGGCGGAGCGCUUUGAAACCUACCUCGGCGCGACCAUUGCCGGCUUUCCGAAUCUGUUCAUGAUCCAUGGCCCGGGAUCCCCGGGGGUCCUGUACACCAUGCCACUGGGCGGUGAGCGAACAGCAGAUUGGAUCGCGGAGAGUAUCCGCCACCUGCGCGACAAUGAUCUUGGUGCCAUAGAGGCCACCGAAGAAGCUGCGGUGAACUGGGACAAAGAAAUCAACGCAGCAGCAGACCAGACGCUGUACCCAAAAACCGAUUCCUGGUAUGUGGGCGCAAAUAUACCGGGCAAGCCGCGCCAGUUCCUGGCGCACCUGCGUGGCUCGCAGUAUUUCGAGCGACUGGCGGAGGUGGCGCAAGAUGGCUACGUCGGUUUCGACUUUGAAGCCAGCAAAUAG
Symbiodinium necroappetens is the source of this 2538-nucleotide messenger RNA. Lineage: Eukaryota; Dinophyceae; Suessiales; Symbiodiniaceae. The record is from the annotation of a GenBank genome assembly.